Molecule: messenger RNA, 1702 nt
Organism: Solanum lycopersicum (tomato)
Lineage: Eukaryota; Viridiplantae; Streptophyta; Magnoliopsida; Solanales; Solanaceae
Product: probable indole-3-pyruvate monooxygenase YUCCA10
Molecular function (GO): NADP binding; flavin adenine dinucleotide binding; N,N-dimethylaniline monooxygenase activity
Source: RefSeq, a predicted model, not a curated record
CAACUCUUGUUUGAAAUUGUGUUUCAACAAUACUAAAAAUUUAAAAAAAAAAAUUGUCUCUUUUUCACAUUGUGAAAAUUUAACAAUGGUGAUUUUUUCUAAGCAAGAAAUUGAAGUUGUGGUAGUUGGAGCUGGUCCAUCUGGGAUAGCUGUUUCAGCUUGUUUAAAUAAAUUUGGUAUAAAAAAUGUUGUGUUAGAAAAAGAGGAUUGUUGUGCUUAUUUGUGGAAGAAAAAGACUUAUGAUAGACUACAUUUGCACUUAGCUAAGGGUUUUUGUUCUCUACCUUUUAUGUCAUAUACAACUUCGACUCCGAAAUAUUUAUCUAAAAAUGAAUUUAUUCAGUACUUAGAUAAGUACGUGGAAUAUUUCGAUGUCAAACCGAAAUAUCAUACAUGUGUUGAAUGGGCGUAUUUCAAUAAUGAAGAGAGUAAAUGGAACGUCAAAUCAAGAGAUUUGUCUAGUGGAGAUAUGAAAGUGUAUGUUUGUGAUUUCUUGAUUUUGGCUACAGGGGAAAAUAAUGAAGGUUAUAUUCCCAAGGUGGUAGGGAUGGAAAAUUUCAAAGGCGAAAUUGUUCAUUCAAGUGACUAUAAAUUUGGGCGAAAAUACGAAGGAAAAAACGUAUUGGUUAUUGGAUCGGGAAACUCUGGGAUGGAAAUAGCGUUUGAUCUUUCAAAUUAUGGAUGUCAUGCAUCAAUCGUCGUUAGAAGCCCAAUUCAUAUUUUAACAAGGGAGAUGGUGUAUACUGCAAUGUUAAUGCUAAAAUAUUUACCAGUAUCUUGGGUUGAUGCUGUAAUUGCAAAAUACGCAAAAUUUAAAUUCGGAAAUUUGGCAAAAUUAGGAAUAUCGCAGCCGAAAGAAGGCCCAUUUUCUGUUAAAAUAUCAAAAGGUAGAUCUCCGGUAAUUGAUGUUGGUGCAAUCGAUAAGAUCAAACUCGGACAGAUAAAGGUACUUCCUGGAAUUUCGAAAAUAAAGGAACAAACAGUAGUGUUUGACAAUGGAGAUGAACAUCAAUUUGAUACGAUCAUUUUCGCUACUGGAUACAAAAAUGUUGCUACCAAAUGGCUAAAGGAUUAUAGCUCAAUAUUCCUUGAAGAUGGCACAUUGAAAAAUUGGAAAGGACAAAAUGGGCUCUACGCUGCUGGAUUUUCAAAAAGAGGCAUUGCGGGUAUUUCAAUGGAUGCUAUAGCUAUUGCCGAUAGUAUUAAGUCUGUCAGAGGAGACAAAAUCUAGACGUAUUAUUAAUAAUUAUCACAAACUAUGUUGUUAAAUUUCCUGUGUGAAUGAAAGAUACUUUAUGCAACAAGUCGUUCUUUUACUAUGUUGUUAAAAUCUCCAGGUUCUGCGUGAAUACGAGAUAUUUCAUGCAUCGGGCUUGACUUGUUACUAUAUGUUGUUAAUUUCAGGUAGAACUUAAAAAAACCUUGUUUGUUUUUGUUGGAAUUUAGUCAUAGAAAUUUGAUAGAUCUUUCUGCUGGAUUGUUUUUCUUUGUUGAUUUCAUUUUCUUUUUUCAUAAUGAUGGUGUGAUAACUAGCUUACACACACUUCGACUAUUACAGAAAGAGAGAGAUUUUGGCUUCUUGAGAAUCUGUUUUUCAUUCGAUUUCUUGAUGUUCAUAAGGUACAUAAAAUUAAAUGUUACAUUGAGCAGUUAACAUGCCAUCUUGUUAGGUCAUUGCUAAGUUCUGUACAAAAUGUUCUAA